CCUGAGCUGAGGCGAGAGGGCUGUAUGUGAGCGUGUGUGUGUGUGUGUGUACAUAUCUCUAUGUACGUUUGAGGCGGCGCUGAGGGAGGAGGGGGGGAAAGCUCCCCGCCGCCGCUGAGGAGAAGAAGAAAAGGAAGAGGAGGAGGAGGGGUGAAAAAAUAGAGAGGGGGGGCCAAAAAGGAGGAGGGAGACUGGUCGGUCGCGCGCACGAACGGGACCGCGCUUCGACUAAUAUCCCGGUGACGACUGCGACGACGACGACGGCGAGGAGCCGGGGCGUGUGUGAGGGAACGAGAAGGAAGCGGGAGGCCCCGUCCUCCUCCGCCCUCCUCCUCCUCCUCCGCCCGUGAAGAAGGAGGACCCACCCGGCGCCGCCGCCGCCGCCUCCUCACAUCUCGUCACACCUUCCUCCGCCGCCGCCGCCGCACUCCGCUUGCCGCCGCCCGCGCCGAUCUUCCUCGUUUCUUUUUUUGUGUGCGUGUGUGUUUUGUUUUUCUGCCUGGCGAAGCGGGCGGGCGCCGAGGAGAAGGAAGGCGAGCGAGAGAGCCCGGCCUCGCCCGCGCUGUGUGGCCGGGGUGGGCGAGGCGGCUGAGCGGCGUCUCUCCUCCUUCCUCCGUCUCUCCUCGGAAGAAGCGCGGAGGGAGGGGGGGAGGCCUUGAAAAGAGAGCGGCGGCGGCGGCGGCGCCCCCCCCUCGUCUCCACCGGCCGGCCGGGCCCGCCCACCUCGGCCUUCCUGAGACCCCCCUCUCCUCCUCCCUCCCCUCCUCCUCCUUCCUCCUCCUCCUCAGACAUGCCCCGCUCUGGAGGCCGGGCUCGCCGAGGAGGAUCAUGACUGCGGUGGCGAACGGGGCGAGCCUGGAGGACUGUCACUCCAACCUCUUCUCCCUGGCGGAACUCACUGGCAUCAAGUGGCGUAGGUAUAACUUUGAAGGCCAUGGAGAUUGUGGCCCCAUUAUCUCGGCCCCUGCUCAAGAUGACCCCAUCCUUCUGAGUUUCAUCCGCUGUCUGCAGGCCAAUCUGCUUUGUGUCUGGCGCCGUGAUGUCAAACCUGAUUGUAAGGAGUUAUGGAUAUUCUGGUGGGGAGAUGAACCAAACUUAGUAGACGUGAUACAUCGUGAGCUACACAUGGUGGAAGAAGGACUUUGGGAGAAUGGGCUUUCAUAUGAGUGCAGGACACUGCUUUUCAAGGCAAUCCACAACUUGCUGGAAAGAUGCCUAAUGGAUAAGAACUUCGUAAGAAUUGGCAAAUGGUUCAUCCGGCCAUAUGAGAAAGAUGAAAAACCCAUUAACAAAAGUGAGCAUUUGUCCUGCGCCUUCACAUUCUUCCUUCAUGGGGAGUGCAAUGUGUGUACAAGUGUGGAGAUCGUCCAGCACCAACCAAUAUAUCUGAUCAGUGAGGAGCAUCUCCACAUGGCUCAGUCUUCCCCUAUGCCAUUCCAAGUGCUGAUAAGCCCUUAUGGCUUAAGUGGUACAUUAACGGGCCAAGCAUACAAGAUGUCAGACCCAGCAACCCGGAAGCUAAUUGAGGAGUGGCAGUAUUUUUACCCAAUGGUGUUGAAGAAGAAAGAGAACUUGAAAGAGGAAGAACUGGGAUAUGAUGACGAUUUUCCGGUGGCAGUAGAAGUCAUAGUUGGUGGCGUCCGAAUGGUAUAUCCUUCAGCUUUCGUUCUUAUCUCGCAAAAUGAUAUUCCUGUGUCACAAAACACUUCCACGCUAGGAGCCCACAACAGCAUGACACAGCAGGGAGCUGGCAACGUGAAAGAUCCCAGCAGUUGUGGAAUGUUACUCACACCACCCACCUCUCCAGAGCAGACCGUCAUAGGUGAAAGUGGAGGCAUUCCAAGCACAGUCAGCCAUUCAGCAGCACCAGACGGUAUGGUCACUGUGCAAAGUCCAAAGAAAUCAGGGAAGAUUCCUCCAAAAUUCCAGAAUCGUAUGGUCCGCCGAGUUUGGAAGGAAUGUAUCCUCAACAGGACACAGUCCAAGAGGAGUCAAAUUACUGCUACUAACGUGGAGGAAGAGGCCCCCAGAAGCUGUGUUACUUGGGAUUUUGUUGAUCCAGUCCAAAGAGUGUGCUGUUCUUGCUCCAGGCAUAAGCUUCUCAAGCAGCGCUGUGCUGUGGGUUCCAGUCGUCCACCAACGAUAUCACAACCAGGGUUUGGCGCAGGAUCCUCAUCCUCUUCUGCCUUGCCACCUCCUGCCUCUAAGCACAAAACCACAGAGAGGCAAGAGAAGUCGGAAAAACUCCAAAAAAGAUCGCUGCUGCCAUUUCACCAUCGUCCGUCUGUCACUGAAGAGCUGUGUAUGGAGCAGGACCCUUCAGGACAAAAGCUGGCCUUGGCGGGGAUGGAGCCCUCUUUGGAAGCCCCUAGCAACAGGAAAUAUGAAAAGCAGCUCACUCUUCCACCCAGGCACCCAAGCAAACAAACGAAUUUGAAUCCUAUGGAUUCCCCCCAUUCCCCAACAUCCCCUCUGCCUCCCACACUUAGCCCCCAGCCAAGGGGGCAGGAAGCAGACAGUUUGGACCCUCCUUCAGUUCCUGUAAAUCCAGCCCUCUACAGCAAUGGAUUAGAGCUCCAGCCUUUGGCCGGCGCAGAGGAAAGGACAGUCCUCUUGGGCCAGAGGCUUCCUCUGAUGGCAGAAGUCAGCGAGACAGCUUUAUAUUGUGGGGUUAUACAUAACCAAGAGUCAUCAAAUAAAUGGCAGGGAUAUGUUCUUCCUUCAACUGGGGAUCCAGACUUCAGCCCACCAGAACUCCAGUGUGAGAGAUACGACACCAAAAUGGAUGUUGCCCCUGAGAGCACUGCACUAAAAAGGCUCUUAGCACAACCUAAUAAAAGAUUUAAAAUCUUGGAAGAAACCCCCUCAGUGCCAGCAAUGAAUUAUCUCGACCCCUUACCUCUAAUACAGCAACCUGGUGAAUGUUUGGGAGAUGUCAGCGAUCCUUACACAUUUCAGGAUGGCGAUAUCAAAUACAGCUUCACUGGCACGAAGAAGUGCAAGCUUGGAGCUGAUAGAGAAUCUCUGAAGAAGAAUAAGUCAGAAGAUGGAACAGCAACUAAAGAGAUUUCUGCAGCAGGCCAUUCCACCACCAUUCCAGAUGGGAAAGAUGCAAUGUCCAUUUUCAGUUCUGCUCCUAAAACAGACACACGGCAAGAUAAUGCCGCAGGCCGAGCUGGUUCUAGUAGCCUCACACAAGUAACAGAUUUGGCCCCUUCACUACAUGAUUUAGACAACCUCUUCGAUAACUCAGAUGAAGAUGAUCCUGGAGCUGUCUCACCUGCCCUUCGGUCAUCAAAAAUACCUGCAGUGGGGACAGAAGAGCGCCCUUUGGGCAAGGACGGCAGAACAGCAGUACCUUAUCCUCCAACCGUGGCAGAUCUGCAGAGGAUGUUUCCAACACCACCUUCCUUGGAGCAGCACCCUGCUUUCUCCCCUGUGAUGAGCUAUAAAGACGGCAUCAACUCGGAGACCGUGACUACACUGGGAAUGAUGGAAAGCCCUGUGGUCAACAUGGUUACAACCCAGCUCACAGAGUUUAAAAUGGAAGUGGAAGAUGGAUUAGGCAGCCCUAAACCAGAAGAAAUCAAGGAUUUCUCCUUUGUGCACAAAUCUUCCACCUUUCAGCCCUUUGUGGGCUCCUCCAUGUUUGCUCCUCUGAAGAUGCUUCCCAGCCAGUGCCUGCUACCUCUGAAGAUCCCAGAGACCUGUGUCUAUCGGCCUUCCUGGGCCAUUCCUCCAAAAAUCGAACAACUUCCUUUACCGCCUACAGCUGCUUUCAUCAGAGAUGGAUACAACAACGUCCCCAGUGUUGGGAGCCUGGCCGAUCAAGACUACAUUCAGAUGAACACUCCCCAGAUGAGCACUCCAGUGACGCUAAAUAGCGCUGCCCCGGCCAGCAACAGUGGGGCGGGAGUAUUGCCUUCCCCGGCCACUCCUCGUUUUUCUGUCCCUACGCCACGCACACCCAGGACCCCAAGGACUCCUAGAGGUGGGGGCACUGCCAGCGGGCAAGGAUCCGUCAAGUAUGACAGCACGGACCAAGGUUCGCCAGCAUCGACGCCUUCCACAACCCGGCCUCUCAAUUCCGUGGAGCCGGCCACAGUGCAACCAAUCCUGGAAGCCCACAGCCUGUACGUCACACUCAUCCUUUCGGACUCCGUGCUGAACAUCUUCAAAGACAGCAACUUCGACAGCUGCUGCAUCUGCGCGUGCAACAUGAAUAUCAAAGGUGCCGACGUUGGGCUGUAUAUCCCGGAUUCAUCGAACGAGGACCAGUAUCGGUGCACUUGUGGAUUCAGUGCAAUUAUGAACCGCAAGCUAGGGUACAACUCUGGGCUGUUCAUCGAGGAUGAACUGGAUAUUUUUGGCAGGACUUCAGACAUUGGCCAGGUGGCAGAGAGGAGAUUGAUGAUGUGUCAGACCACCUUGAUUCCUCAGCUGGGAGAAGGGUCCAAAAGGGCUCAGGAGCCCCCAGUAAGCCUCCUCCUCCUCCUCCAGAAUCAGCACACCCAGCCUUUCACCUCCCUGAGCUGCUUGGACUACAUGUCCGCCACUAGCAGGCAGUCACUGUCUUACACAAACUGGAGUUAUGACAGAGUUCAGGCAGAGAGCAAUGACUCCUGGAUCGAGUGCUUCAAUGCUCUGGAGCAAGGCAGGCAGUAUGUGGAUAACCCCACGGGUGGGAAAGUGGAUGAAGCUCUAGUCAGAAGUGCGACAGUUCACUCUUGGCCUCACAGCAACGUUCUAGACAUCAGCAUGCUCUCCUCCCAGGACGUAGUACGCAUGCUUCUGUCUCUCCAGCCUUUCCUCCAAGAUGCCAUCCAGAAGAAGCGGACUGGCAGGACCUGGGAAAACAUCCAGCAUGUCCAAGGACCCCUCACCUGGCAGCAGUUCCAUAAAAUGGCAGGACGGGGAACCUAUGGUUCAGAGGAGUCUCCUGAGCCUCUUCCAAUCCCCACUUUGCUGGUCAGCUAUGACAAGGACUUCCUGACAAUCUCUCCGUUCUCCUUGCCAUUCUGGGAGAGGCUGCUGCUGGACCCAUAUGGAGGCCAUCGGGAUGUUGCUUAUAUCGUGGUGUGUCCAGAAAACGAGGCCUUGCUUGAUGGAGCCAAAACUUUCUUCAGGGACUUGAGCGCCGUAUAUGAGAUGUGUCGACUUGGUCAACAUAAACCAAUCUGUAAAGUGUUGCAUGAUGGGAUCAUGCAAGUGGGAAAGACUGUAGCCCAGAAGCUGACAGAUGAGCUUGUGAGUGACUGGUUUAACCCACCCUGGGGCAAUGAAGACUGUGACAAUCAUUCCAGGCUCAAACUUUAUGCGCAAGUCUGUCGUCACCACCUAGCACCUUACUUAGCUACUUUGCAACUUGACAGCAGCCUGCUGGUGCCACCUAAACACCAGACAGCACCAGCACCACCACCAAGCCAGGAACAAACGCUACCCGGGAAUUCUGCACCGAUUCCUCCCAAUUCGGCCUGCCUUGCUGCGCCUGGGGCUCCCCCAACUGGCAGUUCUUUCACCCCCACACCCAACGGAGGGACCACAAGCCUCCCAGGAGGCAACAGUUCAACCUCUGGAUCCACAGUGCCACAGCUGUCAGCAUCCUCCUCAGUGCCCAGUAUUAACCAGACAAGCACUACCUCCUCUUCAGGGUUCAGCGGUGGCCUACCUCAAGGUCAAAACCCUAUUCUUGGUGUAAAUUCUACGGAGAGACCCCAAGGAAGCACAGUCUCCGGAGGAGAUGCAGAGACAGGGCAUAAUUCAUCUCAACAGCAGCAAGAAGGACAGGAAAGUUCUGCAGAGAGGGAGAGGAUAGGAAUUCCAACGGAACCUGAGUCGGCAGAUAGCCACGCCUACCCUCCGGCUGUCGUCAUCUACAUGGUGGAUCCUUUCACCUACACUGCCGAGGAGGAAUCCACCUCUGCCAACUUCUGGCUCUUGAGCUUGAUGCGGUGUUACACAGAGAUGCUGGACAACUUGCCUGAACAUAUGAGGAAUUCUUUCAUUCUCCAGAUUGUGCCUUGCCAAUACAUGCUGCAGACCAUGAAGGACGAGCAAGUCUUUUACAUUCAGCACUUGAAGUCUCUGGCGUUCUCUGUCUACUGCCAGUGCAGGCAACCGCUGCCCACACAGAUCCACAUCAAGUCCCUGACCGGCUUUGGGCCAGCAGCCAACAUCGAGAUGACUCUCAAGAACCCGGAGCGGCCCAGCCCCAUUCAGCUGUACUCCCCUCCGUUUAUCCUGGCACCCAUCAAAGACAAACAGACAGAGCUCGGGGAGACCUUUGGAGAAGCCAGCCAGAAGUACAAUGUGCUCUUUGUUGGGUAUUGUUUAUCUCACGACCAGCGGUGGCUUCUGGCCUCCUGCACCGACCUGCACGGCGAGUUGUUGGAAACCUGCAUUGUCAACAUCGAUUUGCCAAACAGAUCAAGGAGGUGCAAGGUAUCGGCCCGUAAAAUUGGCUUGCAGAAGCUGUGGGAAUGGUGUAUUGGGAUCGUCCAGAUGACAUCACUGCCCUGGAGAGUUGUGAUUGGACGCCUUGGGCGACUAGGCCAUGGGGAGUUGAAAGACUGGAGCAUCCUGCUUGGAGAGUGUUCGCUGCAGACAAUCAGCAAGCAGUUGAAGGAGGUGUGUCGGAUGUGUGGCAUCUCUUCUGCAGACUCCCCCUCAAUUCUCAGUGCCUGUUUGGUUGCCAUGGAGCCCCAGGGGUCAUUUGUGGUGAUGCCAGAUGCUGUCACGAUGGGGUCUGUGUUUGGCCGCAGCACUGCUCUUAACUUGCAGUCGUCCCAGCUGAAUACGCCACAGGAUGCCUCUUGUACACACAUCUUGGUGUUUCCAACCUCUGCAACCAUCCAAGUCGCUCCAGCAAACUAUCCAAAUGAGGAUGGAUUCAGCCCCAAUAAUGAUGACAUGUUUGUCCUUCCAUUCCCGGAUGACAUGGAUAACGACAUUGGGAUUCUAAUGACUGGGAAUCUCCACUCGUCUCCCAACUCCUCCCCGGUCCCUUCCCCUGGCUCUCCUUCUGGGAUUGGAAUAGGACCAUCCUUCCAGCAUAGCCGGAGCCAAGGAGAACGUCUCCUCUCCCGGGAGGCACCCGAAGAACUGAAGCAGCAGCCUCUUGCUCUGGGGUACUUCGUCUCUACUGCCAAAGCUGAGAACCUCCCUCAGUGGUUCUGGUCAUCCUGUCCACAGGCCCAGAAUCAGUGUCCCCUCUUUUUGAAGGCAUCGUUGCACCACCACAUCUCUGUCGCUCAUACGGAUGAACUCCUCCCUGCACGGAACUCCCAGAGGGUUCCCCACCCCUUGGACUCUAAAACCACGUCUGAUGUUCUGAGGUUUGUGCUGGAGCAGUACAAUGCACUGUCGUGGCUCACUUGCAACCCCGCAACUCAGGACCGCAGCUCCUGCCUUCCUGUCCACUUUGUGGUGCUCACACAGCUAUACAAUGCCAUCAUGAACAUCCUCUAAUCACCCGGAAGCGCCUGGAUGACCUUCCCCUUCAACCUGAGAAAGACGGGCCGUGGCUCGCGAGGGUCUGAGGAGCCCUUCUCCUCGUCGGACCCCAGCCUCUGGGGCCCAAGCAGCGCCUUGUAUCUUCCAGGAAUAAUAACAGGAGGCUUCUCCAGUGUUUGUGGAGUGUGCCUGGUGGGCCACAUCAGGACUUCUGCCAAGCAUACCAGACAGUGAGAUGUACCGCAACCUCAAGGGCAGUGUUAACGCAGUGGCGGGACGUUAAUGGAACAACGGACCACAGAAGACAGUGUCCUUCCCUUUUGUUAUUUCUUUUUUGUUAUUUUCUGUUUUGUUGCGCACGGAUCUCUUUGCCUAAGAGACAAGUGCCCUCCUUUCCGAGCGAAAUGUUGUCGUGACCAGUUUGGGUGGCCCAAAACUCUUUUAACAUUGUUCCUUGAAAAACCGCCGGAUGAACGUGGCUGCAAUGAAGAACCAGUUCUUGUAGUCUUUUCAAAAGAAAAAUAGUGGGAUUUCUGUCUACCUGCAAUUCCUGUCUGAGUGGAUUGGGUUGAAUGCAUGCAUUUGUUACCUGUCCAUGUAGAUGCGAACGGUCUUGGAGAUGCUCUCUUCGAGUUUUGUUUGUUUUUUAAUUUAUUAAUGGGGGCUGUUAAAUUAUAGAGGACCAGGUACAGUAGUUGAUCCAGCUAUGCUCUGCCAAGAAGUAUUUAUCGACAUACCUCACAUUCUUCUGACUGAGAAAUGGGGUAAAAACCAUGGAGGAAAUCCAAAAAUAACCAAGUUAGGAAGAGCAUUCGAGGAAGAACUUUAGGAGUCACUAUUUUUAUUAUUAUUAUUAUUACUAUCUUUGGUGGACUUUUUUUGAUUAAGGAACUCUAGCGAGGUUUAAAUAAAGUCACAUGAACAAUAACGCAAAAUGCAGGACAACAGACCAGUGGGAGGCAAUAAAACACUUUAGCGUCGAGGCAAAUUGAAGGGAGAAAUACUAAUUAAGAGAGGAGUCUGAUGGAUGUGGAAAUUAAUCCCGAAGCUCAAGUCACCUAUAAACUGGGAGAGACUCAUCUGUCAUAUAUUCGUGUGUGUUAUGUAUGUAUGUGUGAUAUAUAUGUGCAUACACACACACACACACACACACACACACACACACACACACACACGUAGAUUGUUUACACUCUUAUCAGUUUCAAAUCUGGUGUAUUUGUCUAUAGGAAGAAAAAUAUUAUUUCAAAGAAAUAAUUUUUAAAAGUUGUAUCAUUAAAUUAGUACUUGAAAAUGAAAGACCACUGAGGUGGAAAAAAAAUGAAUCGGUUUAGUUAAAAUGUUUGCCAUUUAAAAAAAAAAGUUUAAAGCAAAUCAUAUUAUUUUUAUGACUCCUUAAUUCUAGGAUUUGAGAAGUCUAUGCUGUUAAAAGAUCCCAUUUCUAAUGUUUCUCUUUGCACUGUGGGCAGGCCUGGGCUGCUUUAAAGAAGAGGAAUCAAGUAUUGUGGGGACGUGGUCAAGGUUGCUGACCAUUGUCCUUGGAGAGAAUACCAUUUUUGAAGUUCUUCCAAAAGUCCGUCUUGUUCUGGUUAAAAAAAAAAAAAGGAGAAGAAGAAAAUAAUAAUAAUAAUAAUUAAUUAAAAUUUCUAUGACUUUAAAGAAUAUUUUUCUUGAAAUGAUGGUGUAAGGUUUAAAAACAAAAUUUAUUAUUAAAAAUAAUAAUAAUAAUCCCAUGCGUGAUGGGUGAAGGGAUCGGUCAGAGGAAGACCCUGUAAAUGGAUCGCUUUUAUUCUCUGCUCUAGGGGCAGGGCAGGGCAGGGGGGACCUUUGCAAUGUACAGGAGGGGGAAAAAUCAGAUAUAUCAAAACCAUUUGUAUCUAAUGUAUACAGUGUAAAAUUGAUUUUAAAAAAAUAUUGCAUUACUAUUUUUUCUUAAUCAGAAAGGAAAAUUCUCAAGGCCUUUUGAAGAGCAUUAAAAGAUGAAGAUUGUAAACUUGUAUACAAAAAAAAAACCUUGGUGAGGAAAACUAUGUAAAGUUAUCUUUUACCAUUUUUGGGAUUCUUUGUUCCCAAAAUUCACCUGAACUUUGAAUUAGAGAUGGAUUUACUUUUACCUUUUUUCUUUUUAAUGGGCUGUUUUUACCAAGGGGGUUCUUUCCUUCCCCAGAGAUCCAGUUCUAAUGCAAAAAUUAAAAUGCCUCCCCCCCACUACCCCACAAAUAAGGGGAUGGAGGGGGUAGCGAGAAGUAGUUUUCAUCUGGUGGUGUUUUUAUUUAAUUUUUUUAAGUUAAUAGAAGCUGGUAACAUAUUUAUACAUUUUUGUGCAAAAUAAAUGAAUGGCAAUAGAUUUUAAAAAGAAAAAAAUCUUAUGUACUUCAGUGUGAAAAUCUGUAUAAUAUUUCCCUUUAAAAUAUGCAUUAUUUUACUUGUGAGUUUUUUACUGAAUUAAUCUGAAAUGUACAAGCCCUGGAUUUCCUACAGAGUGAAGAAGUUAUUUUAUUUUUUUUAAUUUCUAAUUUUGGAAAUCAUGCAGAAAUUGGAAUUAUAA
Molecule: messenger RNA, 9997 nt
Organism: Podarcis muralis (Common wall lizard)
Lineage: Eukaryota; Metazoa; Chordata; Lepidosauria; Squamata; Lacertidae
Gene: MED13L
Product: mediator complex subunit 13L
Biological process (GO): regulation of transcription by RNA polymerase II
Cellular component (GO): mediator complex
Molecular function (GO): transcription coregulator activity
Source: RefSeq, a predicted model, not a curated record